This is a messenger RNA of Cucurbitaria berberidis CBS 394.84, 1487 nucleotides long. RefSeq lists its product as uncharacterized. The coding region runs from base 81 to 1112 and encodes 343 amino acids. The record is from RefSeq and is a predicted model, not a curated record. Gene Ontology annotation, biological process: nucleosome assembly. NCBI's taxonomy places the organism in Eukaryota, Fungi, Ascomycota, Dothideomycetes, Pleosporales, Cucurbitariaceae. Gene Ontology annotation, molecular function: chromatin binding; histone binding. The transcript is spliced from 4 exons. Gene Ontology annotation, cellular component: nucleus; chromatin.
AACUCCGUCACCAUCUACACGAACAUUCCAAGUCUAUAUCUGAAAUCUAAAAUAUAUCCAUUCUAGUCAUUUCGCGCAACAUGGACCACAUGGACGAAAACCCCGAGGACAUCAUGGCGAGGUUUGAGGAGCUCAGUGUCCUCGAGACCGAGUUUGAGGAGGCCGAACUAGAGAUUCUCCGCAAGGCGGAAGCUCUUCAUGCACCUCUCUAUAAGAAGCGCGCCGAGUUCGUUGCCAAUAUCCCACACUUCUGGACCCUCGUCUUCGAGCAGGCGCCACCAGAAAUCGACAACUUUAUCCAACCCUCAGACGCCAAGGUCUUCGCAGAGUGCUUUGACAGCUUCGAAGUCUCUCGAUUCGAGCUGGACGACCCCAAAGGCUCACCGCGCAGCUUCUCGCUCAAGUUCGGUUUCAAGGAGAAUGAGUACUUCGAGGAUAAGGUGCUAGAGAAGAAGUUUUGGUUCAGGAGGACAAAGGAUUGGCAAGGCCUGGUUUCGGAGCCUGUGAAGAUCCACUGGAAGAAGGGCAAGGAUCUGACCUCUGGUCUCACCGAUGCGGCUUGCAAGUUGGGCGAGGAGAGGAAGAAGCUCGCAGCCGACACAUCCAACGGCGAGGCUAGGAAAAAGGAAGCCACGACCAAAGCAUACAAAGAGUUAGCGCAGAAGAUCGAAACAUCAUCAGAUGCGUCAGUCAGCUUCUUCGGCAUCUUUGCGUUCGUGUCCGGGUACAGAUGGGUCAGUGCCGAGGAGUCAGAGCAGGUCACAAAGGAGGACAACGACAAGCUGGAGAAGAUCAAGCGGGGAGAAGAGGUGGAAGACGAUGAUGAAGAUGAAGAAGAUCCUCAAGACUACCAGGAAAUCGAAGUCUUCCCUGGCGGAGACGAAGUGGCUACCAUCAUCGCGGAGGACAUGUGGCCAAACGCCAUCAAGUACUACAAGGCAACCUUUGAUGAGGAAGAGGAUGACGAAGAGUUAUCCGAGCUCGAUGUCAUGGAUGAAGAUUCGGAUGCUGAAAACCAAGGCGACUCUGACAGCGAGGUUGAUAUCCGAGCUUUGGUUGGCAAGGGCCGAAACUCAGCACAGCCGCCUGCGAAGAAACAGCGUAAGGCUUAAGCAAUAUCUUACUGCUAUGACGACAUCAUGAUCGCUUUCUCGUGUCUCCACUGAGGCGAAUCAUGCACCUGGGACAGCUCACGUAGCUCGAAUAACCUCACGAACCAUUGACGAAUCUAGAAUGAGCGUUUAGGUAAACCAAAAGUUAAGCUUUGCUCAAUGAAAUGGACCACUUGAUCCAGCAUAGAUCUCUUUCACCCAUCUUCUCCAUCUGUUGAUCACCUGUCGCAAUGUGCUUCUGGCCAAGAUUCGGCAUACGGUCCGGCCACACAAUGACCUAUCCUACUAGGAAGACUCGUAAGAUUUUCAAGACGACGGUUUUGGUUCUACACUUGAACAUCAGUGUAAUGCUAAGGAUUUGCAAACCUUCCCCGC